UGGCAGCGGGUGGCGGCUGUGGCAGGGACGUGCUGCCAGCUGGAGACCACCAUGACAGACUCAAAGUACUUCACCACCACAAAGAAAGGGGAGAUAUUUGAGCUGAAAGCUGAGCUGAACAGUGACAAGAAGGAGAAGAAGAAGGAGGCAGUGAAGAAGGUGAUCGCCUCCAUGACCGUCGGUAAAGAUGUCAGCGCUCUCUUCCCGGACGUGGUGAACUGCAUGCAGACAGACAACCUGGAGCUGAAGAAGCUGGUCUACCUCUAUCUGAUGAACUAUGCCAAGAGCCAGCCAGACAUGGCCAUCAUGGCAGUCAACACCUUUGUGAAGGACUGCGAGGACCCCAACCCGCUGAUCCGGGCGCUGGCCGUGCGCACCAUGGGCUGCAUCCGCGUGGACAAGAUCACCGAGUACCUGUGCGAGCCGCUGCGCAAGUGCCUGAAGGACGAGGACCCCUACGUGCGCAAGACCGCCGCCGUCUGCGUGGCCAAGCUGCACGACAUCAACGCCCAGCUGGUGGAGGACCAGGGCUUCCUCGACACCCUCAAGGACCUCAUCUCCGACUCCAACCCCAUGGUAGUGGCCAAUGCGGUCGCAGCGCUCUCGGAAAUAGCAGAGUCUCACCCCAGCAGUAACCUCCUGGACCUCAACCCUCAGUCCAUCAACAAGCUGCUCACAGCCUUGAAUGAGUGCACUGAGUGGGGCCAGAUCUUCAUCCUGGACUGCCUGGCAAACUACAUGCCCAAGGAUGACCGGGAAGCCCAGAGCAUCUGCGAGCGGGUGACGCCCAGGCUGUCCCACGCCAACUCAGCAGUGGUGCUGUCUGCAGUGAAGGUGCUGAUGAAGUUCAUGGAGAUGCUGUCAAAGGACCUGGAUUAUUAUGGGACACUGCUGAAGAAGCUGGCCCCACCCCUGGUCACCCUGCUCUCCGCAGAGCCCGAGCUGCAGUACGUGGCCCUCCGCAACAUCAACCUCAUCGUGCAGAAGAGGCCAGAGAUCCUGAAGCACGAGAUGAAGGUCUUCUUUGUCAAGUACAACGACCCCAUCUACGUCAAGCUGGAGAAGCUGGACAUCAUGAUCCGCCUGGCCUCCCAGGCCAACAUUGCUCAGGUUCUGGCAGAGCUGAAGGAAUAUGCCACCGAGGUGGAUGUGGACUUUGUGAGGAAGGCAGUGAGGGCCAUCGGCCGCUGUGCCAUCAAGGUGGAGCAAUCAGCUGAGCGCUGUGUCAGCACCCUGCUGGACCUCAUCCAGACCAAGGUCAACUACGUGGUGCAGGAGGCCAUCGUGGUCAUCAAGGACAUCUUCCGCAAGUACCCCAACAAGUAUGAGAGUGUCAUUGCCACCCUGUGUGAGAACCUGGACUCCCUGGACGAGCCUGAGGCGCGGGCAGCCAUGAUCUGGAUCGUGGGCGAGUACGCGGAGCGCAUCGACAACGCCGACGAGCUGCUGGAGAGCUUCCUGGAGGGCUUCCACGAUGAGAGCACCCAGGUUCAGCUGCAGCUGCUGACAGCCAUUGUGAAGCUGUUCCUGAAGAAGCCCACUGAGACCCAGGAGCUGGUGCAGCAGGUGCUGAGCCUGGCCACACAGGACUCCGACAACCCCGACCUGCGGGACCGCGGCUACAUCUACUGGCGCCUGCUCUCCACCGACCCGGUGGCCGCCAAGGAGGUGGUGCUGGCCGAGAAGCCUCUGAUCUCGGAGGAGACAGACCUGAUCGAGCCCACGCUGCUGGAGGAGCUCAUCUGCUACAUCGGCACCCUGGCCUCCGUCUACCACAAGCCCCCCAGCGCCUUCGUGGAGGGCAGCAGGGGGGUGGUGCACAAGAGCCUGCCCCCCCGCACCGGCUCCAUGGAGAGCGCCGAGAGCCCCGAGGCCGCCCCCUCGGGGGCGCCGGCCGCCGAGCAGCCAGCUGUCAUCCCCAGCCAGGGGGACCUGCUGGGGGACCUGCUCAACCUGGACCUGGGCCCCCCGGCCAGCGGCCCCCCCGUCGCCGCCUCCCCCGUCCAGAUGGGGGCCGUGGACCUCCUCGGGGGCGGCCUGGAGAGCCUGAUGGGCGACGAGUCUGAAGGGCUGCGAAGCGAGGUGGGAGGCAGCCCUUCUAUAGGUGGAGGCAGUGGUGGCACCUUUGCACCAGCACCCAUCACCAGCAUGCCUGCCAACCUCGGGGCGCCCCUUGGCAGUGGCCUGGGAGACCUCUUCGACCUCACCGGUGGGGUGGGGACCCUCUCAGGAUCCUAUGUGGCCCCCAAAACGGUCUGGCUCCCUGCCAUGAAAGCCAAGGGGCUGGAGAUCUCUGGCACCUUCAGCAGGCAGGUGGGCUCCAUCUCCAUGGACCUGGUGCUGACAAACAAGGCCCUGCAGGUCAUGUCUGACUUUGCCAUCCAGUUCAAUCGCAACAGCUUUGGGCUAGCUCCAGCAGCUCCUCUCCAGGUCCAUGCACCCCUCGCCCCCAACCAGUCUGUGGAGAUCUCCCUCCCACUGAACACUGUUGGCUCUGUCAUGAAGAUGGAUCCUCUGAACAACCUCCAGGUUGCAGUGAAGAACAACAUUGAUGUCUUCUACUUCAGCACCCUGUACCCCCUGCACAUCCUCUUCGUGGAGGAUGGGAAGAUGGAGCGGCAGAUGUUCCUGGCCACCUGGAAGGACAUCCCCAACGAGAACGAGGCCCAGUUCCAGAUCAAAGACUGUGCCCUCAGUGCAGAUGCUGUCAGCAGCAAGCUCCAGGGCAGCAACAUCUUCACCAUCGCCAAGAGGAACGUGGAGGGCCAGGACAUGCUCUACCAGUCCCUGAAGCUCACCAACGGCAUCUGGGUGCUGGCAGAGCUCAGGAUCCAGCCCAGCAAUCCCAGUUUCACGCUGUCCCUGAAAUGCCGAGCGCCAGAGGUGUCCCAGUACGUCUACCAAGCCUAUGACACCAUCCUGAAGAACUGAGGGGCAGCUGCAGCCCCUCCUGCUCCUCCUCCCGUCCCGUUCCCGCCCGCGGGGUGGGGCAGGACCCGUCUGCAUGUCUCCCUUCUCCUCCCUGCCGAUUCCAGACCGGCC
Molecule: messenger RNA, 3042 nt
Organism: Dryobates pubescens (Downy woodpecker)
Lineage: Eukaryota; Metazoa; Chordata; Aves; Piciformes; Picidae
Gene: AP1B1
Product: adaptor related protein complex 1 subunit beta 1
Exons: 23
Coding region: 52-2931 (959 amino acids)
Biological process (GO): vesicle-mediated transport; intracellular protein transport
Cellular component (GO): membrane coat; clathrin adaptor complex
Molecular function (GO): clathrin binding
Source: RefSeq, a predicted model, not a curated record